AUGGAUCACAGCCAGCUAAUGGCAGAAAUGCCUGAGAUCGAAAAGAUGACCGCUCAAGAGCGCAUAGCGCUCGCAAAAGACCGGCGUCGCGAUCAGCUACGCAAAUGCGAAGAACGAGAACGAUCGCUGCCUCCACCGCGACCGCGGCGACAGCGAUUACGAUUUUCGCCCGAGGUGGCGCUGCUCGAAGCCACAGGCCGUGCAGAUGCAGCCGAAGUGGAACGAUUAUUGCGAGAAGGUGCAAAUCCAAAUUCGCACAAUGAGGACGGCUUGACGCCGCUACAUCAAUGUGCGAUCGAUGACAAUCAGCAGAUCAUGUUGUUGCUGCUGAGUCAUGGCGCUGAUGUUAAUGCUCAAGACACAGAGCAAUGGACACCGUUGCAUGCAGCCGCGUGUUGUGCUCAUAUCAAUGUUGUGAAGAUCCUCAUUGCACACGGCGCCAAUUUAUUGGCCGUGAACGCGGACGGCAACAUGCCAUAUGAUAUUUGCGACGACGAAACUACCCUGGAUGCUAUAGAAAGUGAAAUGGCUGCACGUGGUAUUACUCAGGCAUAUAUUGAUGAUCAACGUGGUGCUCCGGAGAAAGCGAUGCUGGACGAUAUGAAAAGCUUGCAUCAACAAGGUUAUCCUCUUGACGCACGCCAACCUGAUGGAUCUACCUACCUUCAUAUAGCUGCCGCUAAUGGAUACUACGACGUAGCUGCCUUUUUAUUGCGAUGCGGUGUGCCUGCUACUUCACGGGAUAAUGACCUAUGGCAACCUGUCCACGCUGCUGCAUGUUGGGCUCAACCAGACUUAGUCGAGUUGAUCUGUGAAUACGGUGGCGAUAUCAACGCUAAAACAAGCAGUGGCGAAGCACCGCUAGCAUCUCUUCCACUCUUCCACUCGCCAUUGUCAUCUAAGAUGUUCUCAAUUUUCGAGAAUGACGUUAACGAGGUCCUUGAGCCGUAUCCAGCUGAGCUCUCAGCUGGUCCAUCCGUGUAG
Messenger RNA from Necator americanus (New World hookworm), 984 nucleotides. RefSeq lists its product as uncharacterized. The record is from RefSeq and is a predicted model, not a curated record. Bases 1 to 984 code for a protein of 327 amino acids. Gene Ontology annotation, molecular function: protein binding; enzyme inhibitor activity; myosin phosphatase regulator activity. Gene Ontology annotation, cellular component: cytoplasm. Lineage: Eukaryota; Metazoa; Nematoda; Chromadorea; Rhabditida; Ancylostomatidae. The transcript has 9 exons.